Emericellopsis atlantica is the source of this 962-nucleotide messenger RNA. RefSeq names its product fatty acid hydroxylase. Lineage: Eukaryota; Fungi; Ascomycota; Sordariomycetes; Hypocreales; Bionectriaceae. The record is from RefSeq and is a predicted model, not a curated record. The transcript has a single exon. Gene Ontology annotation, molecular function: C-4 methylsterol oxidase activity; iron ion binding. The coding region runs from base 112 to 855 and encodes 247 amino acids. Gene Ontology annotation, biological process: ergosterol biosynthetic process.
AGAAUCACGAGCAUUGGUGCCUCGGCAACCCUUACGAGUUUAGACCUAAAAGCACUGAGAAAGAUUCUUCUAUUGACAUGUUCAUGGUUUCAGCCUUGAUCCACCGUCAAUAUGAUAUCCUCGUGGGCGACUGUCGUGGCCAACUAUGACCCUCAUGUCAUUGACGUGGUCGGCACUCAGCUCGUCCAACUCGUCUUUUGGUGGCUGCCUUGCACCUUGUUUGUACUCCUCGAUAUCAUAGCCCCGAGCUUCUCCGCAAGGCACAAGAUCCAGCCGGCGCCCAAACAGCCAAGCAACGCAGAUAUCAAGCACGCUGCCAAGGUCUCCGUUCAAAACCAGGGGAUUGUCCUUGCUCUUCAAUUAUCCCUGGCCGCCUUGGCUGUGCUGGCGAAUCGACCACCGGCACUUCAGGUCACUGCUAGCUUUCCGAGCUUGAGAGACUUCAGCCAGGACUUCCUCAUCUGCCUCCUGGCUCGUGAGGCCCUGUUCUACUACUCCCACCGGAUCCUGCACACCCGGUCUUUGUAUGCGGCCAUUCACAAGUUCCACCACCGAUUCACAGCACCGGUGUCGUUUGCUUCGCAGUAUGCCCAUCCUGUCGAGCAUAUCAUGGCCAAUACACUGCCGAUUGCACUUCCACCAUUGCUAUUGCACACACACAUCCUCACAAUGUGGGCAUUCCUCGCUUGGCAGCUUGUAGAGACGGCCACUGUGCACAGCGGCUUCGACUUCUUACAUGGCGCGGCGCGGAAACAUGACCGACAUCACGAGAGGUUCAACGUCUACUUCGGCGGACUUGGUCUGCUAGAUUGGAUCCAUGGCACAGACGAAAAGAGAGGCAGCAAGAUCGAAUAACACGGGGGUAUAUUGCUUUGUGUACUACCUGAAGCAAAUCAUAACGCUCUCAUUUCCCAUUUCCAUUCUCACUUCAUCGUUACAAGCGCUGCUCGAGUGUUCGGCCC